AUGGAACAAGAAGAAGAAGAACAGAAAAAAACCAUUGAUAAUACGCCCGAUAGUUCCUCAACUCGAACAGAACAACCAAGUCUACUCGAUGUAAAUGUCGAAAACAACACAGAUUCAGUUGCUGAAUCGUCCAAUCCAUCUAAAAAACAAAAGACAACUGAAGAAAUUCAUUCUAAUCAUCCAAUAUCAUCGCAGCAUACCGUUGAAUCAAAACCUAAACCAUCGAAAAUAAUUAAAACUGCUACCCAUUAUCAAGAUAUCUUAUUCAAUGAAAAAAAUACCAGUUACUGUAGCUUUUCUACUACUAAUAAAAAGGCAACUGUAUCUGCAUCAACAACGAAUCAAAAUCCAGAAUCGACUCAAUCAAAGCCAAUUCGCAAGCUGCUCGAUCAAGCUUCAACUGUCGCAACCGAUCAAGAUUCUGAUGAAGAUGAGCAACGAAAAAAAGUCGCUGCUGCAAAAAAAUUACUUUUUCCAAGUGCACUUGCAACAUCGUUUCCAGAAGUCGUUGAUACACUGAGAAACGAACGACGACAAGAAUUCUGUCCAAUUUAUCAGAAUGAAACAUCAGAAGAAAUAGCUCUUCGCCGACAAAAACAAAAGCCUCUAGGAAGUCUUCUUUCAAAACGUAUUCGUUGGGAUGAUUUAAAACGUAAACGAGAAGAAGAAGAAAGAAAAGCUCAAAUGCAAUUCUCGUACGGUCCAUAUGGGCCAGUCUAUGCAAAUCAGCAAUUCCAACAAUCAUUUGCGAAUCCAUAUGAACAAUAUUAUGCAGCAGUGCAAAGCCAAUACGAGAACAUGGUACAGACGACUCGUGCUCAACAAGAUCAUAGUGGGUUUUGGCCAGAAUAUCAACAACAAUCAUAUCUUCAGAAUAAUGAUCGAAUUGCACAAAAUGCAAUGCAACCACAAAUGCAACCUUAUACAUAUCCGUUUUCAACUAUGCGCACAAAUAACACGACUGGCACGACAACAAAUACUCCACCAUCAUACGCAUCCGUUAAUCAAAAUUCAUAUUAUCAAAGUAUUCUACAGCCACCGCCGCCACCACCUGAUGAACCUUAUCCGUAUUAA
This is a messenger RNA of Rotaria socialis, 1074 nucleotides long. NCBI's taxonomy places the organism in Eukaryota, Metazoa, Rotifera, Eurotatoria, Philodinida, Philodinidae. The record is from the annotation of a GenBank genome assembly.